CUUGAAACACGACUGAUAGCACGUAGGCUCAAUUUAAGAUAAUGUGCGAGUAGUUGAAAUAAACGCACUAGUAAGGGCUGUCACGCGCUGAGAAAGAAGCGGGCGUUUCACCUAGAAAUGGCGACCAUUGUCUUUUGCUCGGUAAACAAAACGGCUCAGACUACCGCUAGACGAUGUUUGAGUUCACGUUUAAAGGGUAUUUCUAGUAACGUUACUGCGGGAGAGUGUCUGCUCUUGUCAUUCACUCACAGAACCUCUGUUCCUCUACUUCCGGGAACGAGAUGGUUUUCCAGGGGUAACAGCGUAAGGUUUAUGUCCCAUGGGACCGCAGGCAGAUCCGCAGGCGGACGAACCAGAAGGGGGGCCCUGGCUCUCAGUGGAGCCGUGGCGGUGACGGCGGCUGCGGCGGUAGCGGGGUUUUUGGCCAACGCCGGCCACUUCCAGCGUGCAGAGAUGGCAACGAAAGUCUUCCAAGCCGCCAAGAAGAAGGAACCAGAAGGAGACAUCCUGGAGAGGUGCAAGGGGUUCAUGUCUCUUCCGAUAACCGACAUCGACGUGCUGCAGGGAAGGAAAGAGGAGAUGCGUACGAGGAUGGAGAUGCUGAUCAUGGAGACACAGGCUGACUUUUGCAAAGCCCUGGAGAAGGUGGACGGUGGGACCUUCAAGGUGGAUCGAUGGGAGAGGAAGGAAGGUGGUGGAGGAAUCAGCUGUGUUAUGCAGGAUGGGAAGGUGUUUGAGAAAGCAGGGGUCAAUGUGUCAGUGGUGUUUGGGAACCUGACUGAGGAGGCUGCAAAGCAGAUGAGGAGCCGAGGGAAAGUCCUCAAAGGGAAAGAUGGCAAGCUGCCAUUUUGUGCCAUGGGAGUGAGCUCCGUUAUCCACCCAAAGAACCCCCACAUUCCCACAGUGCACUUCAACUACAGAUACUUUGAAAUUGAAGAGGCAGAUGGCACUAAGCAAUGGUGGUUUGGAGGAGGCACAGACCUGACACCAGUUUAUAUCAACAAAGAAGAUGCCUUUCACUUCCACAACACCCUGAAGGAGGCCUGCGACAAGCACCACUCGCAGUACUACCCUGACUUUAAGAAAUGGUGUGACAGAUACUUCUACAUUCGCCACAGAGAUGAGACUCGAGGAAUAGGAGGGAUCUUCUUUGAUGACCUGGACUCCCCGAGUCAGGAGGAGGUUUUCAACUUUGUCAAGAGCUGUGCUCGCACUGUAGUGCCCUGUUACCUGCCCAUUGUAUACAAGCAUCUCAAUGACUCCUUUACUGAUGAGGAGAAGAACUGGCAGCAGAUACGACGAGGCAGAUAUGUGGAGUUCAACCUGGUGUAUGACAGGGGAGUGAAGUUUGGUCUGGCCACUCCUGGUUCCAGAAUUGAGAGCAUCCUCAUGUCCCUUCCCCUCACUGCCAGGUGGGAGUACAUGCACGAGCCUGCCAAAGGUACCCGGGAGGCUGAGAUGCUGGAGGUGUUACGAAACCCCAAGGAGUGGGUGUGACCAAAGCACUCACAGGUUUACAUGCCAGUAAGAAGAACACAUCCUAGGAGACCACCUUUGUCGUAUUUCCUGAAGGUGUUACAUGUUUUGACUACAUCAGCAGCAUUUAGCGCUGCUUUCGCCUUAAUAAUAUCAAGUUGCACUGAUAUUGUGUGUCUAGAUUUAUGCUGGUACUUUUCUCUUUCCCUUCGCCAAAUCAGCUUUGUGAACACUUGAUCACAGUGGGAAUGUGAUAUUUUCUUAAUGAGACUCUGUUGUUACACAUAAUGUCUGAGCUUUGUGCCAUUGCUUACUGUCUGGAAAAUGAAACCCAACAAUGUAACUUCUCAUGUGACCAGCUUUUGGUUCAUGUGAUAGUGAUGAUGUGCUCCUCUUAAGUGUUUGAGUCAAGCAGUAAAUGACGCAAACAUUCUUUUCUUGUAUGCUUGAGCCAAAUGUGGCUUUAAUCGACUUGUCAUAGUUCUACCUGGAACACUGAAAGGGAAAAUAAACAACAAACUGAGCCACUAUGUGUGCCCCCACUUCCAGCCAGUGUUAAUAAAAUCUUCUGUGAUUUUUA
Molecule: messenger RNA, 2056 nt
Organism: Mugil cephalus (flathead mullet)
Lineage: Eukaryota; Metazoa; Chordata; Actinopteri; Mugiliformes; Mugilidae
Gene: cpox
Product: coproporphyrinogen oxidase
Exons: 7
Coding region: 118-1497 (459 amino acids)
Cellular component (GO): mitochondrial intermembrane space; cytoplasm
Molecular function (GO): coproporphyrinogen oxidase activity
Source: RefSeq, a predicted model, not a curated record